Molecule: messenger RNA, 413 nt
Organism: Diversispora eburnea
Lineage: Eukaryota; Fungi; Glomeromycota; Glomeromycetes; Diversisporales; Diversisporaceae
Source: the annotation of a GenBank genome assembly
AAUCAAAAUUCGCUAAAAUUAAUGACAAAAUUGUUAACAAGAAGGACAACAGUAAUAAUGGUAAAUUCAGAAAAUAUAUGCCAUCUUUGUUUGGCAAAAAUAAAAUUUGCAAAUAUAAUUAUAAUGUUGAAAUCGUGUGCCCACCUUUAUAUGGGUGUGUCACCGAUUUCAGGAAUAACAAUAAUAAGAAAGUUUCAUUUUGUGAAGUGGUUGAAGUUGGGUCAGCAAUUCAAUCUUAUGAUAGAAGAGGUCAACUUUAUGGCAUUAGAAAAGAUGAAGAAAUAGAUAUAUGGUUUAUUGGAGAAACCCACGUCAAGACUCAAUAUAAUUUGACCCAAGAAGUUAAUACUUCUUUAUAUGAAAUUAAAAAGAACUCUGGUGUUUGGGGACAAGGUGAAGAAUGUAGAUUAUGA